CCUGCGAGCGGGGCGGCGGCGCCCACUUGGACCCGGGGUAAGGAGGCGGGCCCCCGGUUGUUCCAUCCCGAGGGUUCGCCGGCUAACGCCUAGAUUUGACAUUGAAGACAAUGCUGGCCCGGGGUCGGAGGCAGCGGCGCGAGCAGCCGAGGCGGGAGCGACUUAGGGGGUUUGCGCUUCUCCCCGGCUUGCUCCGCCCGGCCGGGCCGCGAGCCCCUGCGGCUGCACCCACCCGCGCCCGGGCGCUGAUUUAAAGCCCAGCUCCAGGCCUGCAGCUCGGACACUGCGGUGCCCGCACCGCCCGGCGAAUCCAGCUCCGGGUUUUGGGACCCGCCUGCGCGGAGAGAUUUGCUUCAGCUCCCCAGGAAUAUGAUUGAAAACAGCAUGUUUGAAGAAGAACCAGAUGUGGUAGAUUUAGCCAAAGAGCCCUGUUUACAUCCGCUAGAGCCUGAUGAGGUGGAGUAUGAGCCCCGGGGUUCAAGAUUGCUGGUGCGGGGUCUUGGCGAGCAUGAGAUGGAUGAGGAUGAAGAGGAUUAUGAGUCAUCUGCGAAACUGCUGGGCAUGUCCUUCAUGAACAGAAGCUCAGGCCUUCGGAACAGUGCGACCGGCUAUAGGCCGAGCCCAGAUGGGCCUUGCUCUGUACCCUCUGCCAGGACCAUGGGGGUUUGUGUUUUCCUCAUUGUGGUUGCCGUUUCUAUAAUCAUGGUGAUUUAUCUUCUGCCCAGAUGUACCUUUACCAAAGAAGGCUGCCAUAAAAGAAACCAAUCCAUGGGAGUAAUUCAGCCACUUGCAACAAAUGGAAAGUUGUUUCCCUGGGCACAAGUCAGGCUUCCCACCACCAUUAUGCCACUACGCUAUGAACUUAACCUACAUCCAAACCUAACCUCAAUGACAUGCAGGGGUUCUGUGACAAUUUCACUUCAGGCUCUUCAGGCCACAUGGAAUAUCAUUCUUCACAGUACAGGCCAUAAUAUUUCAAGAGUGACCUUUAUGUCAGCAGUUUCAAGUCAAGAAAAACAAGUUGAGAUCUUGGAAUACCCAUUUCACGAACAAAUUGCCAUCGUUGCCCCCGAGGCCCUUCUUGAAGGACACAAUUAUAGCUUGAAGAUAGAGUAUUCGGCGAAUAUAUCUAGUUCUUACUAUGGGUUUUAUGGAAUCUCCUACACAGAUGAAAGUAAUGAGAAAAAGUACUUUGCAGCAACUCAGUUUGAACCCCUGGCAGCAAGAUCUGCUUUUCCUUGUUUUGAUGAACCAGGAUUUAAAGCCACAUUUAUCAUCAGGAUCAUAAGGGAUGAGCAAUAUACUGCUUUAUCAAAUAUGCCUAAGAAUUCAUCAGUCAUCAUGGAAGAUGGACUUGUUCAGGAUGAGUUUUCUGAGAGUGUGAAAAUGAGCACUUACCUGGUUGCAUUCAUUGUUGGGGAGUUGAAGAACCUGAGUCAGGAUGUAAAUGGAACCCUGGUUUCUGUAUAUGCUGUACCAGAAAAGAUUGGUCAAGUUCACCAUGCCUUGGAAACAACUGUGAAGCUUCUUGAAUUCUAUCAAAACUACUUUGAAAUUCAAUACCCACUUAAGAAAUUGGAUUUGGUGGCUAUUCCUGACUUUGAAGCAGGAGCAAUGGAAAAUUGGGGUUUGCUCACUUUCCGAGAAGAGACACUUCUGUAUGACAAUAACACUUCUUCUGUGGCAGACAGAAAACUGGUUACUAAAAUCAUUGCUCAUGAACUAUCCCAUCAGUGGUUUGGUAAUCUGGUAACAAUGAAGUGGUGGAAUGAUCUGUGGCUAAAUGAAGGGUUUGCUACUUUCAUGGAAUAUUUCUCUUUGGAAAAAAUAUUCAAAGAGCUCUCCAGUUAUGAAGAUUUCUUAGAUGCUCGAUUUAAAACCAUGAAGAAAGAUUCCUUGAAUUCAUCUCAUCCGAUAUCAUCAUCAUCUGUUGAGUCUUCAGAACAGAUUGAAGAAAUGUUUGAUUCUCUUUCCUAUUUUAAGGGAGCUUCCCUCUUGUUGAUGCUGAAAACUUUUCUUAGUGAAGAUGUGUUUCAACAUGCUGUUGUUUUUUAUCUGCAUAAUCAUAGCUAUGCCUCCAUUCAAAGUGAUGAUCUGUGGAAUAGUUUUAAUGAGGUCACAAACAAAACACUAGAUGUAAAGAAAAUGAUGAAAACAUGGACCCUGCAGAAAGGAUUUCCUUUAGUGACUGUUCAAAGAAAAGGAAAGGAACUUCAUGUACAACAAGAAAGAUACUUUUUAAACAUGAAGCCUGAAAUGCAGCCUUCAGAUGCAAGCUAUCUCUGGCAUAUUCCACUAUCCUAUAUCACUGAGGGAAGAAAUUACUCAAAAUAUCCAUUGGUAUUUUUACUGGACAAGAAAUCAGGUGUCAUCAAUCUUACAGAAGAAGUGCAGUGGAUCAAAGUCAAUACAAACAUGAAUGGCUAUUAUAUUGUACACUAUGGGGAUGAUGACUGGGAAGCACUAAUCAAACAGCUGAAAACAAAUCCUUAUGUCCUAAGUGACAAAGACCGAGCCAACCUCAUCAACAACAUCUUUGAACUUGCAGGCCUAGGCAAGGUAUCUCUUCGGAGGGCCUUUGAUUUGAUUGAUUACCUUGGAAACGAGACCUGUACUGCACCCAUCACUGAAGCCCUGUUCCAGACGGGCCUCAUCUAUAACCUCCUUGAAAAGCUGGGAUACAUGGAUCUGGCCUCAAGAGUAGUGACCAGGGUAUUUAAAUUACUUCGAACCCAAAUCCAACAGCAAACCUGGACUGAUGAAGGCACCCCAUCUGCCCGAGAGCUUCGAUCACUCUUGCUCGAAUUUGCUUGCACCCACAGCCUAGAGAACUGCAGCACUGCUGCCAUGAAGCUGUUUGAUGAUUGGAUGGCAUCCAAUGGAACUCAAAGCCUACCUACUGAUGUCAUGAGUACUGUGUUCAAGGUUGGAGCAAAAACUGAGAGAGGCUGGUCAUUCCUGUUAAGCAAAUAUGUCUCUGUAGACUCUGAAGCAGAGAAGAAUAAAAUACUUGAAGCUCUUGCCAGCUCAGAGGAUGUACGGAAACUUUACUGGUUAAUGAAAAAUAGCCUCAGUGGAGAUAUCAUCCGAACACAAAAGCUGUCAUUUAUCAUUAGAACAGCUGGCCAACAUUUUCCUGGACACUUGCUGGCAUGGGAUUUUGUCAAAGAGAACUGGGACAAGCUCGUGCAGAAGUUUCAUCUGGGGUCCUAUACCAUACAAAGUAUUGUUGCUGGGUCAACGCACCUGUUUUCGACAAAGGCACAUUUGUCUGAGGUCCAGGCGUUCUUUGAAAAUCAGUCAGAGGCAACCUUUCGGCUUCGUUGUGUCCAGGAGGCUUUGGAAGUCAUUCAGUUGAACAUCCGAUGGAUGGAGAAGAACCUUAAAACUCUGACGCGGUGGCUGUAGCAUGCACAACUGCACCCCAUUUUGUUGCCCAUUCAGAGAGCUUAUUAACUUGGGCUCUGCUGCUUUUGCAAAAAGCCAAGGUGAAGCCAGAAUUGCUGCCGAGUUGUUUGCACUCUUAGGAGUUCUAGUUAGCUCAGGGCCCGUCUGUGUAGUUUUCAUCUGUCUUUUUCGAAUUGUCUUUGGGCAGUACAUAGUUAUUUAUUAUUCAGAAUUAUAUUCACCUAUAUGCCAACACCUACAAAAACAAUAAUUUUUCUACUCUGAAGAUACACAAAUAGGGGAAGAAAUCUGUUGUUUUGGCAUUCUCUUCUCUUUCUUGGUAUCCAGAAAAUACACAGUGAAACAAGGCAAGACUACCACGGGAGCCGUCAUCUUUGCAGGCUGCUGGUUUGUCAGCCAUUUGUUGCUUCUCACUGAUAGAUGUUACUUGAAUGUGGUACAAAACUUAGCUUCAAAAACUAUGGUAAUGAAGUCGAUGAAUCCUACAACUGUUAGAAAACUGAUCUCAGGUGUGCAGAUCUACUUUGGUUAGAGGUUUUGAUCAAUCCUUUAUUUUCUGAAACAAAGUUUAAAUAAGGUCUAUAACUAUUAUAUAUUUUUUUUCUGCAGAACAGCCAGGUGCUACAGAAUUUUUAAAUUUUUGUUGUACUGAAAAGCUAAGUAACAAGGACAAAAGAUUAAAUUUUCCAAAUAUUUAAUACUUAUUUUUUUCAUCUUUUAGGAAAAUGUUUCAAACUGAGUUAGCUUCAGUUACAAUUAUUUUAUUUAUGAAUUCCAGUACUCUCCAAAUCUGUACACCUUUGUCACUCCCUGCUAUAGCUAUUACCUUGUGUUAUAAAGGAAUAUGUGUACAUUUAUAGCAUUUAUGGCAAGCAUUUUGUUAAUACCGUUGUCUUUUAUCAUGACUUUAUCACUGUUACUAAAAAUACAAUUAGUUUAAGUUGCCUUUGACAUUGCCUGAUCAUAGACACUUUCUCUGAGAAUCAUAUUCAUGUGUAGAUUUUCAUGUUAUAUGAUAGCUUAUAUUAGAAGCACAUUUUAAAAUGGGGUCUUUGAGAAAUUGAGCAUUUUUAUUUAAAGUUCACCAUAGUACCUUAAAGGAAUAAAGAGAAUGUGGGAUAGGAAUAACCUGAUUCAGAUUUAAUAUGGUGGGCUUUGAAUUUUUUCUAUCUAGACAGUACUUUCUUUAGUUGAAAACCCAGUGGAUUUUUGUUUUGUUUUAUUUUGUUCUUAUCAUGGCCAAACUAACUGAUUUAAAGGGAUGGCCAAGGAGAGAAAGAAAGAAAAGGGAAGAUUUCCAAAACUGUAUGGCAUUUUCACUCCUUGUAAAGGAGAAAUACUGUACUUGAAUUUUUUGAGCUAUGCAGACUUAAUACUUAGAUCGUUGAGUUUCUUUGAUUCUUAGGGGAAAAGUUUUCUUCCUUAUAAUUUUGAGUACUUUGUAUUUUGUUUGAAAACAUCUUUCGUGUACAUAAAAAGGGUAGAUACCCAUUUGUGAGCACUUAAAACACUCCAGAGAAUCAGUGGGAAAGGUCAGCUCUUUUAAUUUAGCAGGCAUACAGUGAAAAUAUGUGGGACUGUGUAUAAAAUUAUAUUUUACUUUAUGAAAGUAUUUUUAUAUAACAAUUUAAAAUGCUGGCAUGCUAAAAGGUAGCUUUCUUUAAUCCUAAUGUGUUUCCCCCUAAUUUAGUCUUUUCUAAACAUUUACCUCUGGUUCAGAGUACAAAAUAUUAUAUCCUGAGAAUCGUAGAAUCCUCUAAAGAUGUCUUAUUGAAGCUGGGCUGAUUGUAGGUCCUUAUUCCUCUCGUGCUUCAGCAGACAAAAGAGAGUUUAGUUGAUAUUGGAAGUCAGUGUGUUUUUAUAUUUUUAGAGUGGGGAAAAAUUCUAAACUUUUGAGGGGUUUUUUGGUUGCUGGUUUUUUUUAUCAUGUUAUAUUACCGAAUUCCACUUUGAUACAGAGUUUAAAUUUUGCUACUUCUCAACAUCAGUUGAGAUUUUUCAGUUUUUCCUGCCCAUCUUUACAUUGCUCCUGGAAUGUCUGUUAACUCUGCAUAUGGCAAAUCUUGUCUUGAAUUAUAUCAUUUUCCCUGAGUGUGUGUGUGUGUGUGUGUGUGUGUGCAUGCAUGUGUGUGGACAGAGGGUGACGUUUAAGUAAAUCCCUAUCAAAGCGUGGGCUGCAAGAAGAGGUGACUUGUAAUCCAUUGCUUGCCUUGUACCCACAACCCGUCCACUCGGCGACCGCACCCCUGCUCGGCUGCCCCUCUCUGGAGGCCUCACCUCCACGUUUGUAGAUUCAGCGCCCCCCCCCCUUCACUUUCCCACGGGAUUCCGUAGUUUCCAGCACCAAGCUAACCCAUCUGUGUGGCACUUCUAAAGAUGAGCUCCGAGCCAGGAGUGCAAGGCCAAGUCACAGAGCACGAGGCGUGACAGGUACAAGCGGCUGGGGCGCCCUGGCGGCCUCCCUCUCCAGGCCCACAGCACAGCCGGGCUACUUGAACGGGACAUGGGGGGCACGUGUGCUGGGUUGUUAAGAAAGGUAAACCUGGAGAUUUGGACUCCUAGAAGAAAACCCGCACUUUGGAGGCGGAGGUGGGAAUCCAAGGAGUCCAGUGUGUUAAUGGCAGGACGUCGGAUCCUUUAAACCGCAGGUGGGUCAGCGUCCCCCCCCCCCCCCCAAGCUCGGGCCUCCCUCCUCCUCCUCCUUGUUUUCUCUGAGUCCCUGCACGUGAAACCACGUUGCUGUGGCUUAGCUGUUCCUGAACUUUCUCACCAUCACAGGUUCUGCUUACUCCUAACACUCUUGGCCGCUCAUGUUUCCAUUUUACCGUACUUCAGCAGCCGAAGAGCUGUCAGAAGAGUUCUGGGUACGUAGAGGCUGUGCAGCUGCCUCAGUCUCUCCAGGUACAGAACAGAGUCUUCUCUGAGUACCAGAAAGUAAGAAGUGAGGGUCAGGGGCUGAGUGUGUUGCAUCACCAGUGGCCUGUUACUGAGCCGUGUCCUCAGCAUCUACCUGGAACCCCAACGUGCGGUGGUCGCUCGGAUUGCUGAAUAUUCACGCAACCCCCGUUCAUUUGAUGGGACUGCAGAGAAGGUGUGUGAGCUCAGGACACACGGCAUCACCAAGUCAGCACUUCCAGGGCAGAGUUUGCAAAAUGAGGUCUGUAUUUCUUAGGUACGAUACAGCUCUUUUUCUCCCCUUUGCCUUCGUUCUUUCUUUCUUUCUUUCUUUCUUUCUUUCUUUCUUUCUCUUUUCUUUUUUCUUUCUCUCUUUUCUCUCUCUUUUCUUUCUUUCUUUCUCUCUCUCUCUUUUUCUUUCUUUUCUUUUCUUUCUUUUCUUUCUUUCUUUCUUUCUUUCUUUCUUUCUUUCUUUCUUUCUUUCUUUCUUUCUUUCAUCAGAAUGAAUUCUCUAUCUCGAGAGCUGCUUCUCUCUCCCCUCUGACUCCCCCGUUUGUACUUUAAGAAAACAAAUGUGUGUAUUUUUGCUAUGCAUUGCAUUCUUUUAUUUUGUGGUUCAUUCUCGGCUUUGGUGGUAAGUCCUGAAUGAAAAGUGGCAGCCCAAACGCAGGACAGAUCUCCUCUUGUCCCUUCCCCUCAUUGCCUGCGUGUGCAGCAGCUCUCAGAAUUAACUGAUGUCUUUAAGUGGCUUUUCGGUGGGGUAUAUACUUUCUAAAUGUGCAUAUGUAGUCUUGAUGUAUUUUUAUUUUCUUUGGGUUAUGUGCAGUUUAUUCUGAUAACGAGGGAGAUACUGUCCUGUGAUGUCUCCAGCCCUUCCCAAGUUCCUGUGUGGGCAGUGGCUACAGGUAGUGACUUGAUGUUUCUCUUUUUGGAAGUUAACGGUGAUAUUGGGCGGAGAGCAGAGUAUGUUCGUUUAAAAAUGUGUACAGAAUGUUUUUGCUGCUAUUUUGUGGGUGUUCUUUCACUUAGCACUUCAUUCAUCUUUCUCAUGGGUGUGUGGAUACCUAAUGAGCUGUGGCAGUGUGGAAGUAUGACGAAUGUCCCGUUUACCUCCUCCUUGUGGCUUGCAUGGACAGUUGUCGUUGCUCUCGUUUCGAUCGAGUCUUGGCGAGGUGGGGCUUGUGUAGCUCUCUUGCAGAUAUGUGUUAUGCUCCUUUUUUAUAUUCCAUCUUAUAUGUGUUUGCAUGUGUACAUAUGUGAAAAUCGAGGCUUAGGGUAGGACAGAUUUCCUGUUUGUCCUUUCCUUUAUUGCCUCCUUGGGUUAGUAGCUGAUGUCGUUUUGUUUUGUGGGGUGGGAGAAACUAGGGUAUGUAUUUAAUGUAUAUAAAUAGACUUUGUAUUACUACUCAUUUCGUACUGUGUCCUUCUCAGAGCACAUCAGAGUACUUAAUGAGACGUGGAGGUCCGGAUGUAUGACAAUCUCCUCUUGUCCCCUUCCCUUAUUGCCUGUGUGGGCAAUAGCUAGUAGAAUAGUUGUUGAAGUUGGGGGAGGAAGGGAGGGGGUUGGGGGAAGGGAUGUGUACAUGCUGUAUAUACCUGUUUUUACUGCCAAGUUGUAUUAUUUCAUUGGGUACCCAGACUGGAAGGUACCCAAUAAACCAUGGAGGUCCGGAUGUAUAACAAUCUCCUCUUGUCCCCUUCCCUUAUUGCCUUAGUGGGCAAUGACUAGUAGAGUAGUUAAUUAGUUUCAGGGGUCCUUUUGUGGGUUUGGGAGUAAAUACUUUUAAAUAUAUAUACAUGUUUCUACUUCCUUAUUAUAGUAUUUCACUGGGUACCCCGUCCUUCACCCGACACACAGGUCCCCAGUGAACCAUGGAGUUCUAGAUGUAUAGCAAUCUCCUCUUCUCCCUUUCCCUUUUUAUCUACGUAGGCAGUCAUUUUCAAGUAGUUUGGAUUUUUUGAAGUCUUGAG
This is a messenger RNA of Nyctereutes procyonoides (raccoon dog), 8274 nucleotides long. RefSeq names its product leucyl and cystinyl aminopeptidase (gene LNPEP). NCBI's taxonomy places the organism in Eukaryota, Metazoa, Chordata, Mammalia, Carnivora, Canidae. Gene Ontology annotation, molecular function: zinc ion binding; metalloaminopeptidase activity; peptide binding. The record is from RefSeq and is a predicted model, not a curated record. The transcript has 18 exons. Gene Ontology annotation, biological process: proteolysis; peptide catabolic process. Gene Ontology annotation, cellular component: cytoplasm. The coding region runs from base 370 to 3408 and encodes 1012 amino acids.